This is a messenger RNA of Botrytis deweyae, 606 nucleotides long. RefSeq lists its product as uncharacterized. NCBI's taxonomy places the organism in Eukaryota, Fungi, Ascomycota, Leotiomycetes, Helotiales, Sclerotiniaceae. The record is from RefSeq and is a predicted model, not a curated record. The transcript is spliced from 4 exons. Bases 1 to 606 code for a protein of 201 amino acids.
AUGACUCAGUCUUUGAAGGAGUUAAUGAAAGACUCAGAAGAAGAGUCUGCUCGCCAUCACCAAUAUCAUCAUCACCACAAUCAUGCAUCUACAUCCACCUAUGCCUCAGUAGUCAACUUUGCCUCAGUCAUCAACUCUGACCCAGUCAUCAACUCUGACCCAGUCAUCAACUCUGACCCAGUCAUCAACUCUGGCCCAGCCACCAAAGGCUUGACCACAAAAGCUGUUCAAUCUAGGAUCUCAAAGAAGAACGAAGAAUCGGAUGCUCAACAUCAUCAUGACAACAAUACCUCUACAACUGCUUCGACAGCGAGUAGUACAGUUAGAGGCAUUAAUCUGCCUCUUCCUUCACAUAAAAAGCAGAACUUGUUUACUUGCCAUCAUCACGUCCGGGGACAGCAACAAUAUGAAAACCAUCACUGUGACAAUGCAUUUGCAAUAGCAUCUACUUCUGCUUCAACUACCAACAGAUCGACUUUAAGAGGCGUCCAAUCCUCAACUUCCGAAGAAGUCAUCCUCGAUCCUGGGUCACAAGACGAGCAACUAGCAGGUGUUGGAAGCUGGGUGGAAGAGUACAACGAUAGUUAUGGUGGGAAAUAUCUAUAA